This is a messenger RNA of Carassius gibelio (silver crucian carp), 3619 nucleotides long. RefSeq names its product thrombospondin-3b-like. NCBI's taxonomy places the organism in Eukaryota, Metazoa, Chordata, Actinopteri, Cypriniformes, Cyprinidae. Gene Ontology annotation, cellular component: extracellular region. The record is from RefSeq and is a predicted model, not a curated record. Gene Ontology annotation, biological process: cell adhesion. Gene Ontology annotation, molecular function: calcium ion binding. Bases 754 to 3507 code for a protein of 917 amino acids. The transcript has 23 exons.
AUCCCCAUUACAUGCUGCAGUCAUUUUGAGGCUGGUUCCCAGAUUUUAUUGAUAUUAUGCAUAUUAUUAUGCCCUAAAUUUAUCACCGUGAUUGUGCUAAGGCCAAAUAAGCCAUAUUGUGCCAUGUCUUUCUUUCCGCAUUGUCGAUGCUCUGCAACAGAUGUAACUGCCACUGUAUGCAUCAAAGCAAAUGUAUGAUUUGUCCUUCAUUGUGUCAUGCUUCGUACAGUGACAAUAUCACUGAUUAUAAUGAUUUCUAUUUGCUAUUUAUCUUAUUUGCUUGAGCAGAUGGUGGGUGGAGUCCAACUUUUUGUCCAACAUAAGUUCCUGGCCUCACAUAUUCUCUACUGGAUGAAUGGACUAAAAUUCCCACAGAAGCACUCAAAAUCAUGUAGAAAAAAAACUUAUCAGAAGAGUGAAAGCUGUUACAGCUGCAAAGAUGUACACUCUGUGGAUAGACUCUUAAAAACUAUGUGGAUGUUACACGGUGCUGGUAUGCAGAAAACAUCUCCUUCCCUCUUAACUUCCUGCUAGCCAACAGCAUGCCCGGCCAGCAGCUGAAGAAGUUGAGGCUUUUGAAGGGGAGACCCAGUCCUGGAGCCUGGUGAACAGCUGGAGAAAGAGGAGAGCGGGAAAGAACAACCGAAGCUUUUAGUUCUGGUCAUGAAUUAGAAGCACAACACAAGGAUUUGAAAAGAAAAAUGUCAGAGGAUUUCGAAAUAAGCCAAGAGGAGACUGGUUUUCCUUUGCUAAAUGAUGAAUGUCCUGGAGCUCCAUGAUGCACCUCAGACUGCUGCAGCUAUAGAGGAUCUGUCUGGAGCUCUGCAGACGGUCGGAGAUCUGUACAUCAUCUCCACCUUCAUGCUGCCACCCAAACUCGGCGGCGUUUUGUUCGGCCUCUACGAUAAAGAGGACAACAAGAAAUACCUGGAGGUUGCUGCUGUAGGCAAGAUCAACAAAUUACUGGUGCGAUACUUGCGCUCUGAUGGAAAAGCUCAUGCUGUCAAUUUACAAAACCCAGUCCUCGCUGAGGGACGCACCCAAUCACUUAUCCUCAGAAUGAGUGGACUGAGACGCAGGCACGUCAACCUAGAGCUUUAUGUAAACUGCCGUUUGGUGGACUCUGCUCAGGGCCUCCCUUCACUUUCCGGGCUUCCAUCAAAGACAGAAUCUGUGGAUGUUCGCACCGGACAGAAGUCUUACGCCAGGAUGCAGGGCUCAGUGGAGUCUGUUAAACUGGCUCUCGGAGGCUCUCUAGCAACUGCUGGUCUCCUCAUUGACUGUCCUGUCCAAGGAGAUUCAGCUAUCAACAAUGCAGGGGAUCACACCAAAGCUCUGAUCGGACAGCUGAUCAUCUUUAACCAGAUCAUGGGAGAGCUGAGAGAGGAUAUCAGAGAACAGACAAAAGAGAUGUCUCUCAUCAGAAACACAAUUCUUGAAUGUCAAGUGUGUGGAUUCCACGAGCCUCAGUCCCGAUGUCAUCCUAACCCCUGCCAUACUGGCGUGAUCUGCAUGGAGAGCAUGCUGUUCCCAGGAUAUCAGUGUGGCCCCUGUCCAGAGGGCAUGACUGGAAAUGGAACACACUGCCAGGACAUUGACGAGUGUGCUGCUCAGCCCUGUUUUUCUGCAGAGUUGUGUGUGAACACAGCUAAAGGCUUCACCUGUGAGUCCUGUCCCAUAGGAUUCACCGGUCCAGCACUCAGGGGGGUGGGUCUUGAGUUUGCCAGGAGCCACAAGCAGGAAUGUGUUGAUAUUGAUGAGUGCACUGAGCACUCUGGUUCCUGUGUGCCCAACUCAGUCUGUAUUAAUACAGUGGGAUCGUUCAGGUGUGGCCAGUGUAAAGCAGGAUUUGUGGGUAAUCAGACUGCAGGCUGUUUUGUACGGAGGACGUGUGAAACUCUGAGCUAUAAGCCCUGUGAUGUGAAUGCACACUGUGUGAUGGGCCACAGCAGUGAUAUUUCCUGUGUGUGUAACGUUGGCUGGGCAGGUAAUGGGGACAUCUGUGGUCCAGACUCAGACAUUGAUGGUUACCCUGAUGGGCCUCUUCCAUGCAUUGACAACGACAAACACUGCAGAGCGGACAACUGUGCAAAUACCCCAAACUCUGGUCAAGAGGACACAGAUGGAGAUGGGAUUGGUGAUCAGUGUGACGAGGAUGCAGAUGGAGAUGGAAUUAAAAAUGUUGAGGACAACUGUCGCCUGGUACCUAAUAAGGACCAGCAGAACUCUGACACAGACUCCUAUGGCGAUGCUUGUGAUAACUGCCCAAACGCUCCCAAUGGAGAUCAGCUUGAUACUGAUGGCAAUGGCAAGGGAGACAUCUGUGACAAUGAUAUUGAUGGAGAUGGCAUCCCUAACGUAUUGGACAACUGUCCUAAGAUACCCAACCCCAUGCAGACAGACCGUGAUGGAGAUGGUGUGGGUGACGCAUGCGACAGCUGUCCUGAGGUCAACGAUCCAUUGCAGUCUGAUAUGGACAAUGAUUUGGUGGGAGAUGUAUGCGAUACAAACAAGGACAUGGAUGGUGAUGGAUAUCAGGACACGCGGGAUAACUGUCCUGAAGUGCCUAACAGUUCUCAGCUGGACUCAGAUAAUGAUGGCAUUGGGGACGAGUGUGAUAAUGAUGAUGAUAAUGAUGGAAUUCCAGAUAUCCUUCCUCCCGGCCCAGAUAACUGCAGACUUGUUCCCAACCCCAAUCAAAAAGAUACUGAUGCCAAUGGAGUUGGAGACAUGUGUGAGAAAGACUUUGACAAUGAUAAAGUGACUGACUUGUUGGAUGCGUGCCCUGAAAAUGCAGAGGUCACUAUGACAGAUUUCAGGGCAUUUCAGACGGUCAUUCUCGACCCAGAAGGAGACACUCAGAUCGACCCCAAUUGGGUGGUAGUAAAUAAGGGAAUGGAGAUUGUGCAGACCAUGAACAGCGACCCUGGUUUGGCUGUGGGCUACACAGCAUUUAAUGGUGUCGAUUUUGAGGGCACAAUCCACGUGAACACGGCCACUGAUGACGAUUACGUGGGCUUCAUCUUUGGCUAUCAGGACUCUUCCAGCUUCUAUGUGGUGAUGUGGAAACAGACAGAACAGACGUAUUGGCAGAAUUUACCUUUCAAAGCCUCAGCUCAGCCUGGACUACAGCUUAAGGCAGUGAAGUCUCAGACAGGUCCUGGUGAGUAUCUGCGUAAUGCCCUGUGGCACACAGGAGACACACCAGGGGAAGUUACUUUGCUCUGGAAGGACCCAAGAAAUGUGGGCUGGAAGGACAGGACGUCCUAUCGCUGGCACCUCACUCACCGUCCACAGCUGGGCUACAUACGAUUGAGAUUGUAUGAAGGUACAGCCCUAGUGGCAGAUUCAGGAGUCGUGAUUGACACGACUAUGAGAGGAGGGCGGCUGGGCGUCUUCUGUUUCUCUCAGGAGAACGUCAUAUGGUCUAAUAUCAGCUAUAGAUGCAAUGAUUACAUCCCAGAUGACUUUAUUCUGUACCAGAAGCAGAUGAAUGUGAAGACAUAAGCAUCUCCUCAUCUCAAGAAGCUACGUCUUACUGUGUGCUUGUGUAUAUGUGUGUUUGAAGUGGUAAAUAAGUUGUCUGCGAAUUUAACGGCUUGCAAUAAAAUAAGUUUGU